AUGUCGGAUCAGUCAAGCGAACAGUCUGAUCAUGAUUCAAUUGGCAAUGAAUCUAUUUCAAAUGAGCAUACAGACGAUGAAUCAAUAGUUCCUGAUGAUUCUGUUAAGGAGAGCGAAAUGUCGGUCAUUUUUCGAGGGAUCUUGGAGCAGCAAAUGGCAAUGAAUGAGAAGUUGGACAAACAAAAAGAGGAGAAUGAUCGUAUGCGCGAUACUUUGGGAGGCCUGUCUAAAUCAGUGGUGGCUAUUGAACAGCGCCUCAAACAGUUUGAGGAAAAGAACAAUACAAGUGUGAAGCGGAGUCGCAAAGCUAAAGUACCUGCUGAUAUAAAGAGCACUGUCAGAACAAUAAUUAAGCAAAAAGAAGACCAAGACGGUUUGGAAACAUUCGACGUGGAAGAAAG
This is a messenger RNA of Dendronephthya gigantea, 401 nucleotides long. RefSeq lists its product as uncharacterized. Lineage: Eukaryota; Metazoa; Cnidaria; Anthozoa; Malacalcyonacea; Nephtheidae. The transcript is spliced from 3 exons. The record is from RefSeq and is a predicted model, not a curated record. The annotation marks the transcript as partial.